UAAAACUGUUGAGCCUCCUUCAUCAGUUUAUGUUAUCUAUUUCUUAACGAAGGUGUCUCUCUCUCUCUUGAUCUUGGCGUGGUCUCGGUGGCUUCUCAAGUAAAUGUGAUCCUUUUACUUUUAGUUUACGACAAACAAAGCAAAGCAAGCGAGCAAGGCACGCUCAUAGCAAUCAUCACUUAUUAUGAACUUAAUUAUCAACUAAACUAACGGCUAGAGUUGCCCAUUACUUUAUUUGUUGCAAGUUUCUGUGAAUUUCGCAACAAAUUAAUUUUAGUGUUCUGUUUGCGUAUGUGUAUCCAAUCCAAUCUCGUCAUUUUUAAAGGUUGAAGGGUGUGAAAAUAAAAGUGUUAACAAGUGAGAUUCCAGAAAGUGUAGGUUACGAAAUGAGGAUAAAUAUAAUCGCUCCUUAAUUUGUUAAGAGUUUUAAUUUUGUCGGAACGUAAUUGAAAACAAAUCAGUAUUUUUACGCGAGUAAAUGCCGAUAUAAGUCAAGUUAUUGGAUCGUCGAGUCUCAUUUUGGUUGAGACUUUGAGAAGAGAUUUGGUUCGUUGGGGUGAUUUCUUGUCGAGAAAUUUUCCACCAGAGGAAUUAAAAUGGAAGUAAGUAAACUGUUUGUGGUGAUGUUGGUGCUUAUUUUGGGGAAUAUCUUGGACAACGUGAACGGUGGGGGGGUUGUGGUGGGAGAACAAUAUCCGGCUUCAGUUCCGCAGCAAUCUGCAUACCAAGACCAAGAUGGACAAGAUGUGGCAUCCACAGUGCUAACCAGCGUGGCGUCACUCCAGCAGCCCCAAAGCAGGAUUCAAAAUAUUGGAACCGCAAAUCCUUUCGUGUUCAAUGGAGGACUUACCAGCAGUGUGCAAUCGUACUACCAAAGGACGCCGAAUAGUUUAAAGACCAUCGUAAAUAAUUAUCAGCAAUCUGUCUCAUACCCCACGGGAACAUUGAACACUUUACCUCAUAACGUCAAUGUGAAAGUGACACCGAAAGGACAUCCGCUUAACUUUCCACAAAACAAUCAGCAACAAUUCCUUUAUAAUCCGACACCUUCCAGCUUCCCAUUUCAGCAAAAUCAGAAUCAGCAAAAUCCCACCGUCACUCGGGUCACUUAUUUGUCCAGCGUUGCAACCGUCAACCCUGAAGAUGCACAGAAAGUGAGCCGACCUCGCUUAAACCGACCAACUUCUUCUCCACAGAACAACUUUUUCCAUCCCCAACAACACCAAAAUUUUCAACAGGUCCACGGAAAAUCAUUUCAGGUUCCCGUUAGACCAACGCCAACUGCUCCAACGACUUUGCAGUUCCAACCUCAGCAAGUCCCGAUUCAAUAUCAGCCUCAAUACCACGGUCAACAACAACAACCCCAGUACCAGAAUCAGAAUCAGCAACAACAACUACAGUACCAGAAUCAGCAACAACAAUUGCAGUACAACCAGCUCCAACAGUUUCACCGUCUAAUUAAUCAACAAAGUCCCACCAGCCCCCCAGCCCAUUUCAACCAGCACAACAAUCAGCAAUCACAGUAUAUUUCAAACCCAAAUCAUCGCCUCCGAGUCACUCAGAGUACUCCUACUUCAUUCCCAAACAGUAUUCAGCACUUGAUUCAAGGGAAUCAAGUCUAUCCUACCCCCGCCGGCACCACGGCCACACCCAAUUUCAAAACUACCAAACCUUUCCAUCCUCCUAAAAAUACUCAAGCCCUUCCUUCUCCUCCUCCUCCUCCUCCACCUUCCCCCGAAGUUUGCGUGGGUCGUUCCGUUUCUGGAAAUCUAGGCAAUAAUUACGACUACGACGGACAACAAAUAUUUUCGCCACCCACACAAACCACUGCUCAAUAUCAUGUCGAAACAAGCCAACCACAAUACCAACAUCCUCCAAUUAAAGGCCCCGUCGGAAUUGCCGUGCUUGACCCAUCAAUCCAAAAUGUUCACCAGUAUCUUUCCCCACUUACCUCCAACUCUCUCUCCUCCGAGGGUGAUGUGUCCUAUCAGUAUCAGUACCACCACCAACAGCAGCAACAGCAGCCAGAAAUUUCAUUUCCGGGGAAUACCGGAGGUCAAAUAAUUUAUAGCAAUAAUGAUCAACAAAUCCAAGCUUACAAUCAGGUUCAGACCCAGCCUGCACUUCCACAAUUGCAAGCACAACAACCUAUUUCUCCUCAGUAUGCCCCCCAGUACACGCAACCCACCCCCCAACAAGGUUUCCAACCGAAUAAUUUCCUUCCACAACAGCCGCAGCAGCCCCAAUUUCCUCCCCAAGGUCAGUCUCAGUUUCCUCCACAAGGUCAGCCCCAAUUUCCUACCCAAGGUCAGUCUCAAUUUCCCCAACAAUUCCAAUUCAAUCCUCAACAACACCAAUUACCUCCUCAAGGUCCCAACGGAUUUCUUCCCCCAUUUCCCCCCGGCCAAGGUCCACCCCCACCAGGAUUCGAGCCUGAAAACGGGUACAAUCCAAACCACCUCGCCCCAUUUCCAGAGGAACCUUACGAGUCCGAAUUUGCAAACCAGCCCCCACUCUCCCCCCAGGAUGAAGUAGAGCUUGAAGCGUAUCGUGCCAAAAGACGUAAAUCCCGCAGACGUCAAAAGCAGCAACAGCAACUCAGCCAAGGUUCGGAAGACAUUGCCGUCCAAACGACUGCCACGUUAGAGCUGCUGAAAUCUACGGAGGGGAAACCUGUCCCGAAAGAGUGUGCGUAUAACACGAUCACGAAAAAUUAUGAUGGCGAAGACUGCGUUGGAAUUAGGAAGAAGUAGAUAAAUAGACUUAUCUUAAGUAUUGAUACUAUUUGCUCAUGCGAUGACCAGAAAAAAGUAUUUUAUUUUAUGUAUGCUGCAACAUUUUCACGGAGGUGAAAGUAGGUGUAGCAGAUAGACUGUGAUAGUGUGGUGUAUAAUAUUAAGCACUUAAUUAUUGACUAAUCUUUCUCAUAACUUUGCCCAAUUUAAAUUAUGUGUUUGUAUUUUGCUACUGUGUUUUGCAUGGUCUGAGAUAGACUUUAGAAUUGCCUACUUCAAUUACCAAAUUAUUGAACGAGCUUCAGGAAUUUGCAUUUUUGUUGGACUACUGAAUGGAUUUAAAUGUACAACAAUGAAUAAAUAAAAUGUUUAGAACAUACUCAA
This is a messenger RNA of Folsomia candida, 3119 nucleotides long. RefSeq names its product transcription factor SPT20 homolog. The record is from RefSeq and is a predicted model, not a curated record. Bases 597 to 2753 code for a protein of 718 amino acids. Lineage: Eukaryota; Metazoa; Arthropoda; Collembola; Entomobryomorpha; Isotomidae. The transcript is spliced from 4 exons.